Messenger RNA from Ziziphus jujuba (common jujube), 636 nucleotides. RefSeq lists its product as uncharacterized. The record is from RefSeq and is a predicted model, not a curated record. The coding region runs from base 100 to 477 and encodes 125 amino acids. NCBI's taxonomy places the organism in Eukaryota, Viridiplantae, Streptophyta, Magnoliopsida, Rosales, Rhamnaceae. The transcript has 2 exons.
UUUAUUGAAGUUUGUUACAGCAUUAAUAUUUUCUAUCUCAGUCAUCUUUCUUUCAUUUUAAUUAGCUAAUUAACCAAUUUUCAAUUUGUCUGUUUUUCCAUGGAUCCUUCUCUGUGGGCUUUCCUUCUCAGCAGCCCUGAACUUCCCGUCCCUUUUCCUUGGGAACGUUGCUAUGAUACCUCGACUGAAAUUCUGUUCUACAAGAACAUAAUGGAUGGGACAAUACUGAUCGAUCUGAGGCCGAGAGUGAACCUUGGAGGUGGACUUUUUUUCGAUAACUCGCUCUGGCAAGAACUAACUGGUCACUUCCCCAUUAAUUAUCAUCCUAAUCGCUACCCUGGCUACAAUCAACUUGAAGAUCAAAAUCCUCCAAUCAUUCUCUACUCAAAUUGCUGUGGACAACUUGUUUAUCUGAUUGUGCCUGAAUUUGUCCAGAAUUGUCCACUCUGUGGCUGCUUCAUGUUCUUCCUGGGCUAGAUAGGUUGCUAGCUACCCAAAUAAACAUCAUUUCCUUUUGUUGUUGUGUGUUUGUUUUUGGGUUGGAAUUAAGGGAAUUGGAGGAUAUCCCUAGAGAUUCUCCUUGGGUCAGUUUAUAAUUCUGAAGAGUUCAGAGAGAAAGAAGCAUGUAAUAAUUAU